AGUAGCUCAUUUCAUGGUAAAUCCUGUUAAGUAAUUAGUGUUCUGCUUUUAAGAUUAGUCGUGAUUUGUUUUCAGAGUGGCGCAGCGGAAGCGUAAUAGGUCGUGUUCUGUUCCUAGAAAGUGAUGAGGCAAUUGUUUUGUCUCGGAUUGUGUGAAGCCACUCACCACUUGAUAUGGUCCUCAAUUUGAGUUUUGGGGACAAAACUCCUUUUUAGGAGGGUUUUUCCUUGUCCACCAUUUCAAGAAGUGAAACCGAGGACGGGGAAACCACAGGAAGUGACGAGUUAGAAGGCUAGCCAUAUUGUAAUUGGAUAUAGAUUUUCAAAAUAAAUCAUGAUCUUGUAAGCUAGAGUGUAUUUGGAGAUUUUAUGAUAUGAGAGAAUUUUAUAAUUUGAUCUUCAGAUUUUGGUGAAAAAGAGGAGAGGAGGACAAGAUGAGGAAGGUGAGGAGUUUGAGGAAGAAGAAAAUCCAGAAGACAUUGAAGAAGGAGCUCCCUCACAACCUACUUCAUAUGAAGUUCUUCAAAUAUAAGCACAAAAAGAGGAAUUCAACUCAUUCUCAAGAAGUUUGCACACAUGGAGAGGAAGCUCGAUGAGCACAUUCAAGAGUGUCAGAUGGCAGAACCUUCUCGUCCUCAAGUGAGAAUGGGAGAUCUGUCUACUGGUGGCCCAUCAUCAUUACAGGAACCAACCAAUCCCAUUUCACAUCCGGAAGCAUAAAAAUAUAUGGUUCCAAUUGUUGAUGCCUUUUCAAUUAACAUUUUACUAUUUGAACUCUAUGUUUGAAGGUUCUUUCUUUUCUUUUCUUUUUUAUGUUUUCAGGUUGAAGUUUUCCUUAUAUGUAAAUAUAAUGUUGAUAGUAGAUUACUUUAAUUUUAAUGAAUUUUUAUAAAUGCC
Messenger RNA from Rubroshorea leprosula, 896 nucleotides. Lineage: Eukaryota; Viridiplantae; Streptophyta; Magnoliopsida; Malvales; Dipterocarpaceae. The record is from the annotation of a GenBank genome assembly.